Molecule: messenger RNA, 2405 nt
Organism: Gossypium raimondii (Peruvian cotton)
Lineage: Eukaryota; Viridiplantae; Streptophyta; Magnoliopsida; Malvales; Malvaceae
Product: probable hexosyltransferase MUCI70
Exons: 10
Coding region: 407-2170 (587 amino acids)
Source: RefSeq, a predicted model, not a curated record
CCAACCUAAACACAGUCACCAUCAGAAAACAAACUCAAAUCAUUCAACAGAAAAUUAAAGAAGAAAAACAGAAAAUAAAAAAAAAGUUCAGAAUCAUAAGAGGGACAUACUUUUUUUUGUUGUUGUUGUUAAAGAAGUUAAUCACACUGGUUUUGGUGAACAGUUUGGAGUGUGAAGAGCUUUGGAGAGCUGUGUUUUUGGUAUAUAUGUUUGAUUUUUAGCCAAUAUUCGUAGUACUCUUUGUUUAAAAUGGAGAAUUGUGUUAUUGGCUUUGCUUCUGAAUUGCCAUAGCAAGAAAAAUGUUCCAUUUUGUAUAGUUUUUGGGAAGGACAAUAUUGUGGGUGGUUGAGUGAAUGAGACUUUGAAAGGAAAUGAGUGAGGAAUUUGGGGUUGGAUUUGAGAUACAAUGACUGGAGUGUCAUUGGGUGUACGUAUGUGGAGUUAUGGGACAUUGCCGGACAUCAAUGGUGUUAUUCCUGGGGAUGAAAAGUUAUUGCAGUCCAAAUCUUUGGUCAAUGUACGAAAGAAUUCAACCAAGAUGUUUUCAGGUUUUAGAGAAAAGGAGAGGUCUCUCCCCUUGGUUUGGUGCCGGUGUCUUGGUUGUCGGAAGUUUUCCAUGCUGCUUCUGAUUGCCUUUGCCCUUUUGGUCUUUGUCUUGGGUUCUUUAGCAGUGGACAAAGAAACCAUUAGUCUGAAUGUUGAUCAACAGAUUGGAACUCUAAGCAUGGUUCUUCCUUAUGGGAAUGGUGCCCCAAGCAAUCCUGGAGCUUCAUGGAUCUUUGGCAAGAAAGAUAAGCAGAAAGAUGAAAAUUAUUUAGUGGCAAACAUUCUGAACGAAGACGAUGAAAAUAGAUUUCGAAUUAUUGGUUCCAAAGGUGCAAGUGUUUUACCAUCAAACCAUCCAUGCGCGAAGUUCACAUUUCCUCCUCCGCCUCCACCUAAUCUUAGACGGAUUGGACCUCGCCCAUGUACAGUAUGUUACCUCCCUGUGGAUCAGGCUAUCGCUAGCAUGCCAAGCUCCCCCUCAGCAUCUCCAGUGCUUCAAAAUUUGACAUAUGUUCACGAAGAAAAUCCAAUAAAAACUGAACCACAUGGGGGCUCUGACUUUGGUGGAUAUCCUUCUAUAAAGCAGAGAAGCAAUUCCUUUGAUGUAAAAGAGUCAAUGACAGUGCAUUGCGGAUUUGUUAAGCGAAGUAAACCAGGCCUGCAGACUGGUUUCGACUUUGAUGAGUCUGACGUUGCAGAGUUGCAGCAGUUCCAUGACAUCAUUGUUGCAUCGGCCAUAUUUGGGAACUAUGAUGUAAUACAACAGCCCAGGAACGUUAGUGAAGAAGCAAAGAAAAAUAUUCCUUUUUACAUGUUUAUUGAUGAAGAAACGGAGGCAUAUAUUAAGAAAAAAAGUAUUUUGGACAGCAGUAAAAGGGUGGGAUUGUGGAGAAUUGUUGUUGUCCGCAAUGUUCCUUACAGUGAUGCAAGACGUAAUGGGAAGGUCCCGAAGCUUUUAUUACAUAGAAUCUUCCCCAAUGUUCGCUACUCUAUAUGGAUUGAUGGAAAGCUCCAGCUAGUUGUGGACCCUUACCAGAUUCUUGAGAAAUUCUUGUGGCGCCAAAAUGCUAAUUUUGCAAUCUCAAGACACUACAGACGGUUUGAUGUCUUUGUAGAGGCUGAAGCAAAUAAAGCUGCCGGAAAAUAUGAUAAUUCCUCGAUCGACGAGCAGGUGGAUUUUUAUAAACAAGAGGGUUUGACACCAUAUUCUGAGGCCAAGUUUCCGAUAACCAGUGAUGUUCCCGAAGGUUGUGUACUCAUAAAGGAACAUAUUCCGAUCACAAAUCUGUUUACCUGCCUGUGGUUCAAUGAAGUUGAUCGUUUUACAUCCAGGGACCAGUUAAGCUUUGCGAUGGUAAGAGAUAAAAUAAUGGCAAAAGUUGAUUGGAAUAUCAAUAUGUUCUUGGAUUGUGAAAGACGCAAUUUUGUCGUACAGACAUACCAUAGAGAUUUAUUGGAGCAAAUGCCUCCACCAGUUGCUAAUAUGAUUCGACGCCCUCCAGCUUUGCCUAGUAUGCGUAGAAGAACACCAGGGAAGAGGAUUACCAGACGGAGAUCCAGUUCAAGGCGUCACCGUAAGGCUGCUACUGGUAAUAGAGAUCAGUUUCUUUUAAGUACUUUCUGAGCCAAAGGGGGGUGGGGAGUGGGGAAGGCAAUGUAGCUUUCUUGUUUUCGUUUUUCUUGAACAAAAUCAAAUUGUUUCUGAUUGUCAUCACGGAGUAGUAAUAGUUAGAUGAUUCUAGGAUCAUUUAAAGAGUAAAUUGGUACUUCUUUUUUGUCUGAAAUUUUGAUAUCUAUUCUUUAAUUGUUAUACAUCCUGAUUGAGCUUAAUCAUACAAGCUGCUGUCAUUUUCCUUGUA